Larimichthys crocea (large yellow croaker) is the source of this 2308-nucleotide messenger RNA. RefSeq names its product potassium voltage-gated channel subfamily A member 3. Gene Ontology annotation, molecular function: delayed rectifier potassium channel activity; protein binding. Gene Ontology annotation, biological process: protein homooligomerization; action potential; potassium ion transmembrane transport. The transcript has a single exon. NCBI's taxonomy places the organism in Eukaryota, Metazoa, Chordata, Actinopteri, Sciaenidae. The record is from RefSeq and is a predicted model, not a curated record. Gene Ontology annotation, cellular component: membrane; voltage-gated potassium channel complex. Bases 165 to 1712 code for a protein of 515 amino acids.
GGGGUGUGCAUCGCUUCAGUGUGUGUGAAUACGCACAGCCAGCAGAGAAGUGAUGGUUAGGAGAGAUGUAAGUGGCGUCGGUCGCAGCUCUCCAAAGCUGUAAGCUUUGGUUAGGGGAGAGGUGUGGCGUACUCUUGCCACCUCCAAGAUCGAAAACCACCUGUAUGGAUGACAGUGUGAACCAGUCGCCCUCAUCAUCCGCCAGGCACAGGGACAGGAACGCGACUGACAGGCGGGGUGAUGUCGAGGUGAAGAAGGGCGUCAUGACGGUGGAAAACAUGCUGGAGGAGUCCGCCGUGCUCUCGGCGCCUCACCUGUCGGUGGAUCGAUACGAGCGCGGCCGACAGGGAUGCUGCGAGAGGGUGGUGAUCAACAUUUCGGGUUUACGCUUCGAGACGCAACUUAAAACUUUCAACCAGUUCCCAGACACGCUGCUGGGGGACCCCAGGAAAAGGAUGCGCUACUUUGACCCACUGAGGAACGAGUACUUCUUUGACAGGAACAGACCGAGCUUUGAUGCCAUCCUGUACUACUACCAGUCAGGGGGGCGCAUACGGAGACCUGUUAACGUCCCCAUUGAUAUUUUCUCAGAGGAGAUCAGGUUUUAUCAACUCGGAGAAGAGGCCAUGGAGAAAUUCCGUGAUGAUGAAGGGUUUAUAAAAGAAGAGGAGCGCGUACUGCCCAAAAACGAUUUCCAAAAGCAGGUUUGGCUUUUGUUUGAGUACCCAGAAAGCUCUGGGCCAGCGAGAGGAAUAGCCAUCGUCUCGGUGCUUGUUAUUUUGAUCUCAAUUGUUAUUUUCUGCAUGGAGACUCUACCGGAAUUUCGGGAUGAGAGAGACCAAUCCACAGUAGCACCCUCAGUCAAUGGCACCUCUCCACACGUGCAAAGCCCAUUCACAGACCCCUUCUUUGUGAUUGAGACUCUGUGCAUCAUAUGGUUCUCUUUCGAGUUGCUGGUCAGGUUUUUCGCCUGCCCCAGCAAAACUUCCUUCUCCAAAAACAUCAUGAAUAUCAUUGACAUCGUCGCCAUAAUCCCCUACUUUAUCACUUUGGGGACUGAGCUGGCCGAGAAGGAAACCAACAGCGGUCAACAGGCGAUGUCCCUCGCCAUCCUGAGGGUGAUUAGACUGGUGAGGGUCUUUCGCAUUUUUAAGCUGUCACGACACUCAAAGGGACUCCAGAUUUUGGGACAGACCCUCAAAGCCAGCAUGAGGGAGCUCGGCUUGCUCAUAUUCUUUCUUUUCAUCGGAGUUAUUCUGUUCUCCAGUGCGGUUUACUUUGCAGAAGCAGACGACCCUUCGUCCAGUUUCACCAGCAUCCCAGAUGCGUUUUGGUGGGCAGUGGUCACUAUGACCACGGUGGGGUAUGGAGACAUGCAUCCGGUGACCAUUGGUGGGAAAAUAGUUGGGUCGUUGUGCGCAAUAGCAGGCGUACUGACCAUUGCCUUACCCGUGCCAGUGAUUGUGUCCAAUUUCAACUACUUUUACCACAGGGAGACUGACGGAGAGGAGCACCCACAGUACGUGCACACAGGCAGCUGUGAGCACCUCCCCUCUGAGGAGCUGAGGAGGUCGUGCAGCUCCUCGUCCCUAAGCAAGUCUGAGUACAUGGUGAUAGAGGAGGGCAUGAACAGUGCGUUCAAACAGCCCAACUUCAGCACCGAAAACAACCAGAACUGCGUGAACAUCAAAAAGAUCUUCACAGACGUGUAAAUGAACUCCAAAUCAUUUAACGGAGCAUGAAGAAAUAGUAGCUCUAAUAUUAUUUUUAUAUAUAGCCAAUCGUAAUGUGUCCGUCCAUAUCUGUGGAUGAGCGCUGCGUAAAAGUCCGUUUUAACAAGUCAUUUUUAUGUAUUUAAGCAAAUGAGAAAUUCAGACUCUACUUAUUUCCAGUGUAGAUUCACACGUUUGAGUAUUUCUCAGAGAUCAAGAAGUAUUAAUAUGACCCCAAAACACUGGAAAAGUAUUCAUUUCGGCCCAAGCUGUGUCAGAAAACAUCGUUAGCGGCUUGUUAAACCAGACAUUUUUGCAGUUUAUAGUACCACACGAUGCCUACAUAUCUUGAUGUUAACGACGUCUUGUGCUUCGUGGAAAAAGACUGUCACUGUCCAGUAAUGUUAUGAAUAAACUAUAAUAAUGUAUAGGUUAUAUUUAAUAUCAUAACCUGUCGAGAUGUUGGACUCUUGUUCAGAUUAAUAUUCAGGUAAUAACAGAGUGCUGUAGAUGGAAAACGCUUAUCAUAAGAGCUUUUCAUAAAAUUGUAUUUUUAUUCACAACAUGCCUAUAUAGCCUAUAUUAAAUAAAAACGA